UUGAUAUUAUUUUCAACAUGGCGCCUAGCCUAGUUAAGAAUGUGUGUGUGUGAAAGUGCAGUGAAAUUAUGUUAAUACCAAUUGUUUUUAGUGUUAAAUUUAGUGUAUAAGUGAAAAAAAGUGUGCUUUAAUGCAGCGGUUAUCUUAUAAUGGCUUUGGAUUUACGCUUGCAUUCUCCUGCAGGCGCGGAACCCGUUGUUUAUACAUGGCCUCUUACAUCGGGUCAUGGCUCGGACAAACACGAUGGGGCCCUGGAGAUAGUAGAAACUAUAAGGUGGGUAUGCGACGAUCUGCCGGAAAUGAAGGGUGCCUUGGAGAAGAACAUCCUAAGCGACUACGACACCCACUCAUACGAAAGUAUGCGAGCUCUUUGCGACCGCUUCAACCGCGCCAUAGACUCAGUUGUUGCUUUGGAAAAAGGUACAUCACUGCCAGCUCAGCGCCUAAACAAGUACCCGUCCAGAGGUUUGCUGAAGCACAUUCUACAGCAAACUUAUAACCAAGCCGUUGCCGAUCCAGAAAAAUUGAACCAAUACGAGCCUUUUUCACCUGAGGUAUACGGCGAAACUUCUUAUGAGCUAGUAUGUCAAAUGAUAGAUCAAAUAGAUAUAACUGCCGAAGAUGUGUUCGUGGAUUUGGGAUCAGGCGUUGGCCAAGUUGUGCUACAAAUGGCGGCAGCGACACCUUGCCGUAUCUGUUUUGGUGUCGAGAAAGCGGAAGUGCCUAGUAAAUAUGCAGAGAGCAUGGAUCUAAACUUUAGGAUGUGGAUGAAAUGGUAUGGGAAAAAAUACGGAGAAUAUAAAUUGAUAAAAGGAGACUUUUUGAUGGAUGAACAUAGAGAAAAGAUAAAUUCAGCUACGAUUGUUUUUGUUAACAAUUUUGCCUUUGGGCCCCACGUCGAUCACCAACUGAAAGAAAGAUUUGCAGAUUUAAAGGAUGGUGCAAAAAUCGUAUCUUCAAAGAGCUUUUGCCCACUCAACUUUAGGAUAACUGACAGAAACCUAAGCGACAUUGGGACCAUAAUGCAUGUUAGUGAAAUGUCACCACUGAAAGGUUCCGUGUCUUGGACAGGAAAGCCAGUAUCUUACUAUUUACAUAUAAUAGAUAGGACCAAAUUAGAGAGAUACUUUCAAAGACUGAAAAAUCCGAAACUCAAGGGAAUUCAAAAUGGAUGUGACGACGGAGAGGGAAGUAGUAAAAGGAAUGUAAGCGCGCCACCGACGAGACAACCUACACCCGAUUUGCUCAAUGGCAAUAGUAAUCAUAGCACCGGCUCACUGCCAGAAAGGAGACGAAAGGUUGCGAGACCGAGACCUAUUAGGGGCGAGAACGGGCGAACGCGCGCGCGCGCCACGGUGGCGAAGCGUCGCGUGGCGCGGCGCUCGAGCGACGAGAGCGACGAGGAGUCGAGCGGCACGGACGACGCGCCGCCCGGCCCCGAGCCCGCGCCGCGCGAGUGGGGCGCGCCCUGGGCCUCCUCCUCGGACUCCAAUCGCCGCGGGCGCAGUACGAAGCGCAGCGCGAGCGCGGGCGGCGCGCGGCGGCGGGCGGCGCGGGCGAAGCGGCGCCGCGCCGCGCGCCCCAACAUCGCCGGCCUCGACCUGCUGCACUCCACCACGCUCGCCUCCACUAUACACAAUGGCGCUGUGACGGCGCCGCCGCCCGGGUGCGUGGAGCAGCGGCUGUCGGCGCUGGGCGUGCAGCUGCAGUCGCCGGAGCGGCUGCACUCGGAGCUGGAGAUCCCGCGCUCGCCGCACACGCCCUACAGCCUGCAGCUGCUGCUCGACAUGUUCCGCGACCAGUACCUCGCCUUCAUCGCGCGCAUGAACUCGCCGGAGUACGCGCUCGACAUACGCCACCAGAUUGAUAAGGAGAAGGAAAGAAACCAAAAAUUGAAAUCCAGAGCUUCUCAGUUAGACAAACAAAUAAGUGUUCUUAUUAGCGACAGUGUGGCGUUGUUGAAAGCGCGCAUGAGUGAGUUGGGUAUUCACGCUAAUAAUACAGUUGAUCUGCUGGCGAAGGCAAAGGAAAUUGUUGGAAGGCAUAAAGAGCUUCAAAGUAAAGCAAGUAAACUGCAGGCUCAGGUCAAUAAUAUAGAAGUCGAACAAGCUAUGUUAGUGAAGCAAAGGACGUUUGAGAUAACUGAAAAGUAUAGACAGUUAGGGCAUAUACCGCCCGACGUCGAGAUCACGCAGAGUAUAGCGCACGAUUGCAUAUUGAAAGAAAUAUCGGCCACGUUAGCACAUAGGAAACGGUUACACGCACAAGUUGGUCACUUGCAAAAUGAAAUUAUUCAAAUGGAAAAAGCAAGUGAACAACAAAAAGCACCGACACCGACCGUGCCUGUAGCGACUGUUAAACCGCAUACAGUGAACUCUAAGCCGAGGAAAUCGAGAGAUCAUCGAUCCAGAUCCCAGGAUUGGCCAGAUGUACCCGAUGUUGGUAAAAUUGAAGAGCAAAACCCUGAGAUCUUGGCUCAGAAAAUAUUAGAAACGGGGCGGCAAAUAGAAGCUGGAAAAAUAACCAAACCAAAUGUUAUUGUGAAUGGAUAUAUCAAAGACCCAGAUCGGCAUGCUGAUCACAGGCAACAAAAGGCAGCUCUUCCAAUACAUCGUUCACAAAUACUGCCUCAGCGAAGCGGACAAGUGACACCGCUGUCGCGUCAAUCGCCCGUCAAGUCGCAAAAGCCGCUCAACGUGGUCACUAAAGUGCAGGAAUCACCCAAGGUGAUCAAUUUCGAAGACCGUUUGAAAAGCAUAAUAACUUCGGUGUUGAAUGAAGAUCAAGAACAACGUAAAGCUUCUCGACUGGAGCCGAGACAGCCAGUACCAAAUCACACAUACAACAACGGGUACGUGCGGCCGAACGGUCCGCAUCCCGCUUAUGUAGCGCGGCCGGCAUCUUCAGGGAAUACGCCGCAAGCGUACGCCCGGCCAAUGCGGGACAUGCGCGAUCCAAGAGACGGACGUGACCCGCGGGACAUACGCGACUCGCGUGACGUGCGAGACUCACGCGACGUGCGUGACUCGAGGGAUAUGCGGGAUCCAAGAGAUAUGCGUGACGCCCGCGAUGCGCGUGACCCCAGAGACGUGAGAGAGCGCGACGUGCGCGACGUGCGGGACGUGCGCCGCGAGCGGUACGGCUACGAGCGGCGAGAGCCCCGCCCUUCGCACGCGCAUCAUGAGCCGCGCCCGCCAGACAUACGCAACCACCACCCGUCGCAACCGGAUUAUACACAGGUGUCCCCAGCGAAGCUAGCGCUACGUCGGCAUUUGUCGCAGGAACGCCUGUCGGGCGGCGCGCGCACCAUCGGCGACCUGGUCAACGGCGAGAUCGAGCGCACGCUGGAGAUCAGCAACCAGAGCAUCAUCAACGCGGCCGUGCACAUGAGCGCGCGCUACCACGAGCCGCCCGCCGCCGCGCACCAGCCGCUCGAAGGAUUGGCUGCGUGUCUGCAAGCGCGCGUGCUGGCAUCAGAGUACUGGCGCGGGCGCGGCGGCGAGCCAAACGCGGGCGCCGCAGGGGCGGGCGCGGGCGCGGGGGCGGGCGCGGGCGCAAUGUCUUGGUCGUGCCAAAAAUUUAACAAGUUGUAA
This is a messenger RNA of Zerene cesonia (dogface butterfly), 3593 nucleotides long. It is a transcript of the gene gpp, whose product is annotated as histone-lysine N-methyltransferase, H3 lysine-79 specific. Lineage: Eukaryota; Metazoa; Arthropoda; Insecta; Lepidoptera; Pieridae. Gene Ontology annotation, biological process: DNA repair; regulation of transcription regulatory region DNA binding; DNA damage checkpoint signaling. The record is from RefSeq and is a predicted model, not a curated record. The transcript has 17 exons. The coding region runs from base 150 to 3593 and encodes 1147 amino acids. Gene Ontology annotation, molecular function: histone H3K79 methyltransferase activity. Gene Ontology annotation, cellular component: nucleus.